Pararge aegeria (speckled wood butterfly) is the source of this 5921-nucleotide messenger RNA. Its product is annotated as ribosome-binding protein 1-like. Gene Ontology annotation, cellular component: endoplasmic reticulum membrane. The coding region runs from base 213 to 3134 and encodes 973 amino acids. The record is from RefSeq and is a predicted model, not a curated record. NCBI's taxonomy places the organism in Eukaryota, Metazoa, Arthropoda, Insecta, Lepidoptera, Nymphalidae. The transcript is spliced from 21 exons.
UCUAAGUUCUACGUUCGGUUUCGUUUCGUUGUGAUUUUGUUCGUUGUCGGUCGUUUGUUGAAAUUUCGAGCUUUUAAGACUAAUUUUUCUGUUUAUUUUAUAAUUUCAGUCAUUUAAAUAUUUAUAUUAUUCUCAUAAAGUAUAAAAGUGUCAGUUAAUUGCUCGAGCAUUCAAUUCACUUUUCUUCGAUUAGUGCUUGCAGCAGCUUUCCAAUGGAGCUGCAGGCAUUGCUAGUGCUAUGUGGAAUUGGUUUGGUGGGCGCUGCUGUCCUGCUCCUGAUGGGACUCUUCUCUACCUCUGGAACCAGCUAUGAAGAAGCUAUAGCUCAGCAACGUAGAGCAACCAGUGAACUGCUAGCUCUAGCAGAAAAUAAGAAUAAGUCUAAGAAGACCAGUAAGAAGGCUAAUAAAAAGCUAGCGAAGAAAGAAAAAAAAGAAAUUGUAACAGCAGCAACAGGAAGUGAGCCUGAAAGUGAGGCACCAGCUGAAAGUGGUGUUGAAGAUGAUUCUGUCCCAUCGAAGCCUCAUGUUGAGUUCAACCCAGAUGUAGUUAUUGAAAAUCCCACUGAUAAUCCACUUAACAUCGCGAUGAAGAUUCGCAAACGCGGCAAGGAUCCUAAAGUUAAGCCGAUAUUAAUAAAUAAAGAGGAUCCGAGUUGCGUUAGCGAUCCCAGCACGGCGGCCACUCCCAACGCUGAAGUCUCUAACCAUUUUGAGGAAAUGCAUCCCAAGGAUGAGUUCGAGUUGUUGCAAUCGUCAUUAGAAAAAGUAGCAGAAAAAAACGAAGCGAAAAAAGAAGAAAUAAUAGAGAAAAAGGAAGGCAAAGCGCCCAAGCAAUCGAAAGGCACAAAGGCUACACCGAAGCAAACUACAUCAGAGCCUGCUAAGGAAGAACCUGCUUCUGAAAAGCAAAACAUUGGCGAAGUACCUCUUGAACAACGCAAAGGGAAAAAGAGUGAGAAGAAGAUAGUUCCAGAGACGUUGGAUAUAGUAGAGGAAGUUGUCCCGCCGCUGAAUGCACCGCAACCGAACGAACUGACCACCGACAAGUUGUUACGGCAGGCGCUGCCGCCCGCACCGGCGCCCGUGCCUUCCCCACCUGCAAAGUCCAAGAAAAAGAAGACUGACCAGGACUUGCUCACACUAAUGGCUAAUGAAGGUAGCGGAGUAGCCUUUACAGAGCUCAUUCGCGUAGUUCGUCAGGCGACUCUCUCGAACGAUGAGAAACAGAUUCUGACCGACGCGCUUUUUAACCACGAACAUCUGCCCGCACACUCUGAAUGGACUGAGGGUCCAAAUGAUCCAAUGCAAAAGUUGAAGAAACAAUUAGCUGACAAAGAAAAAGCAUUAGCUGAUGAAUUAGAAGCCUCUAAGGCCCUGAAAGCAAAAGUUCAAGAGCUCCGUGCAAAUUUGAACGCGGAACGCGCAGCCGGGUCGACCGCUCGCGCCGAGCAACACACACAGCAGACACGCCUUCAGCGCCUUCUAGAGGAGCACCACUCGAUUUCUCAGGAAAAGAAAACGCUUAUAGCUCAACUAAGUGAACUCGAAGCUCAAAUUGCGCGAAUGGAUUUGAUUAUGCAAAGGCUUUCGGAGUCGGAGGUGGGCCUGCGUGCGGAGCUAGCGGCGCGCAUUGUGGAGGCGGGGCAGGCCCGUGAGGAAGCCGUCCUCGCGCACCAAAACAACGCAGACCUGACGCAGCGGCUACAGGAGGCUAACCUCGUGAUUGCAGACCUGGAGCAACAACGACAGUUCGCCGUGCAUGCAGAGCAGUUAGCACAGGCGCGCCUGGCGGGUUUCAAUGAACUUCAGAACGAUAUGCAACGUUUGACGGCUAAAGCGCAGGCUGCUGAAACUAACGCUGAAACACUUAAAAAUGAAAUGGAAAAACAAAAGGAAGAGUUCACGAAGGAGAUCACAUCACUCCAAGAACAGUUGGCCGAACGAGAGACGGAACUCGCUGAAUUGAAGCAGUUGAAAGCGGCACCCGAACAAAACGGACUGCCUCCGAAUAGCGUUAAUGAUGAGCAAAAGGCAGCAGAGCUGGCUAUGGUAGAAAGCACCGUGGAAUCUCUACGGAACGACCUCAUCUCUGCACAGGAGAGCAUCUCAGAGCAGAAGAAACAAGUCGCCAGUCUUCAAGAACAAAUUGCACAGUACCGGGACAAGAACAAUGAGUUGCGAACUAAAAACUGGAAGGUAGUGGAGGCGUUACAAACCGCCGAAAAGGCUCUCACGACAAGAGUGGUGCCCGCGAUGCCGGCCAGAGACGCGCUAGCUGAGGCUGUAGUGAAAGCUCAGGAACAACAUUUCGCAGAAGUAGCGAAUGUUCUACGUGCCGUGUGUCCAACUGCGGCGCCGAAUUCAUCAACAGGACAAGAAUGGUUACAAGCUUUUGCUGAAAAUCUCAAAAAGGAACUUACAAGGAAAGAAACCGAGAAACAACAAGUUGAAAAAGACCUCGCAUCAAAACUGUUAGAAAAAGACAACGCGAGGAAGCAAAUCGAAAUUGAAAUGCAGAAAAAACUACAAGAAAAGGAACUGGCGCUUAAAGAAAUUGAAACCAAAAUGCAACAACAGAUACAAGAUAAAGAGUUAGCGUGUAAGUUAAAUGCAAGUGAAUUACAAAAGAAGUUGCAAGAUGAAUUAACUGCGAAGGAAAAAUCAGAGCGUGAAUUAUUACAAAAACUACAAGAGGAAUUGAGUUUAAAAGAAAAACUAGCAAGUGAAUUACAAAAGAAAGAAGUUCACAUUCAACAACCUAUUAUAGAUGACUCACGAGUUAAAGAUUUGGAAAGCCAAAAUGUAUAUCUACAAGAACAAGUUAAGAAGUACAAAAGCAUCAUUGAUGACACUGAGGACGUGUUAAGCAGACUGCAGCAGAAAGUUUCGCGAGAAGAGGCGCGCUGGCAGACAGAGCUAGAAAACAGGCAGAGCGAUCUCGAGUCGAUGAGGCAGCGUGCCGUUCAGCAGAUGCAAAACAAAAUAGAUUCACUGCAAGCAGAAUUACAGAGGUUACAAACAAAAAAUAACAGUCACAGCUUCGCGGAUGCAGAAAGAAUUGUUGAGGAAAAGUUAAUGGCGGGGUGCGCGUCCAAUCACGAAACAGAAGUACACAAUGGACCACUUCAGUAACAUAAAAUUAAGAGAAAUUCAAAAUGGAAAGUACAACGCAGUUUAAGGCUGGAAAUAACCGUCACGUCGCGCAACGUCGCGUCCUCUUAUUCACUGCCGCAAGUUUAUUAAGGUACACUACCACCUGGGUGUCCCCUUAUGUGUGGAAUCAUUUGAUUACAGAUUUAUAAUUUCGAGGUUUUAUACCGUUUUAUAUUAAUAAACAUUUAUUUCUAAUAUAAUCAAAAUCGAAAUAAUUAUCUGGUUAUAUUAAUUAUGUCUGAUAUAAUUUAGUUUAAAUUUAAAAAAAAAAGUCACUUGACUUAAAAUCAAGUUAUUUAUAACAAAAUUUGUGCAAUUUGUGUAUAUUUCAUUAUGCAUUGAUAUUUAAAAAGUUAAAAUAUCUCCUAAAGUGGACACCAGUGUAAAGUGAACCCAGCUUUAUAAGAGAUGUAUACAACCUGAAUAACUAUUGCUAUUGGGCUUUCCGAUUUCCAAAAAAAAGUUAUAAACAACAACAAUAUGAUUCGUUAAUAAUAUUAAUUACAAAGGAGGAUGGACAAAAAUGUAUGGGACUGAUCACAAAUAUUAAGAGAUAAAUAUCAUAGGAAAGAUACUGUUAUGCAUAUACAUUGUUACUAUGUGGGCAACUCCUAAACAGCUGUUUAAAAUUGUUUUUUUUUUUUUUAACAAAAGUGUAAGUUUUCGUAUUUUUUUGGUAAUAUGCUCCUAGGACCAUAAGGUAUGACAAUAGGUUGUUUUCUUCUUCAUAUAUCAUAUCAGAGGCAGGGCAGGUUAUGGUGGAGCAAUAAUAUUUUACGAGAAGCCCUUCGUUUUAGUUUAUUUGUAAUUGUAAUACAUGAUUAUUUUAAAUAUCAUCACAUUAUAUCGCCAUAUAAUAUAAGAAAUCCUUUCUUUUUGCUAAUAAAAUACAGGGUUAAUUUUCGCCGGCCGUUAAUAUUUUAAAGAUUAAGACAUAAAUAUUUAUUAUCAUUACAUAAAGUAUAGUAGUUUUGAAUUAAAGUCAAAAAGAAAAAAAUCCAAGACUAUCCUAAUUUAUGAAAAGUGAAAUCGCAAAUGUCAAGGAUAUUUGUGUUUUCAUUUUCACCUCGUAAGUUACGUAGUGGAAGUUUAUCAAUUGCAGUAGGUGUGUAUUAUUAAUUUUAUAAACCUUUAAAAUUAAACAUGUUCUUUUAAUUCAAUUCGAUAUUAAGAACGAUUUAUGGAGUUGAACGAAAAUUAAUCUUGUAUAAUAUUAUUUAUACUUUUAAUAAAAUACUAGAUAGGUUUUGUUCACUUUUGUACCAUGUGUAAUAGAAACCAUACUUACUCAUAUUUUACAAUCGCCGUGUUUACGUUAGUUGACAAAUUAAUUUUCUUAUAGUUUUAUUGAAUUAAUAAUUAAGGAAGUAAAAUAUCAUUAAAACACUUAUCUAAUAACUAUUUAACAGUGUUCUGUUUAAUCAAAUUUGUAUACGGUUCAUUUAUUGUUUGUGGAAAUUGGAUAGUUGCAAUGUAGUAAAUCGAAAUUAGGAAUAUUUUAGCUGUUAGCAAAAAUAUAACAAAAUAAGAAAAAGGAACAAUGAAAUAAUAAUGACAUAAAAGUUAAUUCCUAGUAGCUAUUAAGGAACAGGUAAGUUUCUGACUGCAUUAGUGCGAUAGUUUAAUUAUAUAAGUAAAGCAGCUUAUGAUAUUUCGUUAUUAUUAUGUAUUCAUUAUCACGUAGCUUCAACAAUGUGAUUGUAAUUUUGAUAGUAUCACAUCGUUGAAUGUUUUGCUACCAGUUUCGUAUUGUACUAAUUGAGUGAGUACGCGAGGGUGGAUUUUUUAUGUGGUAAUUAUUUAAUGUAAUACGACUCGCGAUUUAUAAAAAAUGCAAUACGAGCAAGUUAAUAAGAAGUCCCGGAUACUAUCAAAGCAAAAGAAGUCUUAUUUCCCGUAAUGAUUAUGAAUGUUCAAAUUGAAAAAGGUUUUUUUAAUCGCGUGCCGUUUUUUGUUAUUGUGAUCAUGUAAUCAAUUUUAAUUAUAAGGCGAAUAGUUAAACUAAUUAAUAUUUUUCUAUUUAAAUUACACUGUUGCUUUUUUACUAUAAUAAUUUUAAUGAUUGACAAAUUUAAUUGAUUUGGCUGAUAGGUUGAUAUUUUGGUAUACCGAAUUUAAAAUUGAUUGUGCAUUAUUUUUGAUUUUAGGGAAUGUUAUUUUUUACUGUUCAGAGGUAUAUUAUUUUAUUUAUAACUUUUGUAUUAGUGCUUAAUCAUUUCUGUCAGUGCCUUAGAGUAAGUUUUGAAUUUAAGUAAGCUGACUGUUUAAUUUCUAGUAAAAGGAAAUCAAAUGCAUGUUUAAAAUUAAGCUUAUUAAAAAUAUAUCAAUAUAAUUAAAUGUAAAAUUUUGUAAUCUGUGAAAUAAACGACUAUAUAAAUUGUAUGUGACGUAAUAUGUUGGGUACAAUGUUGUUAAAAAUAUAAAAUAAAAGCAUUUCAAGGGCAAAAAGUAUUCUAAAUAAAACAAAAACUGCAUCAUUCUUUUUUUUAAGAAAAUUACAAAUAUAGAUAAUUUCCUACAAUGUUGUUUUUGUGCAACAAUGUUCAUGAAAUAUGCUUUUGUCGUUUGGUUUACUUGUGGACCGUAAGUUAACAACACGACACAUGUAUCGCACAUUUUAAUAAUAAUUGCCGUGUCAAAUGUCCUGUUAUAAAUUAAAAUAGAAGUAAUAAAAAUAUUUAAUAAUUUUAUAUUAAGUAAGGCGAUUUAUAUGAUAACUCAUAUAUUAGAUAAAGACAUUAUCAAAUAAAGUAUUUCUAUGAUGAA